UAUGAAGGUUUUGAUCGCUGUAUUGUUGGUUGCCUCCGUAGCAGCAGAGCAAAAGCGCGAGGCUGAGCCUUCUUAUGGUCAUGGCGUCGGCUUUCCCCUUCCCCAUGGCGUUGUUAGUGGUCGGCAGUAUGGCGUCGGGUAUGGGCACGCAGCCAUAGCUCAUCACCCAUAUGGCGGUCGCUCCUUUGUACACAGCUUCAGCCACAACCUCCACAAGCGAGAAGCUGAACCUGGUUACAGCCAUCCAGCAUAUAAUUAUGGAUACGGUCAAUCCUAUGGAUACGCACCAGCCAUAGCUCACCAUCCAUAUGGCGGUCGUUCUUUUGUCCACAGCUUCAACCAUAAUCUUCACAAACGAGAAGCUGAACCUGGUUUCGGCCUACCAGCAUAUGGUUAUGGACAUGGUGGAAGGAUCGGCUAUGGUAUUGGUCAUUCCUAUGGAUACGGUCCAGCCGUAGCUUACCACCCAUACGGCGGUCUCUCUUUCACUCGAUCCUACAACCACGUGCUCCACAAGCGUGACGCUGAUCCAAGCUUUGGUCACACAGGAUCGGUCUACGGCUACACCAGCUCCGUCAGCCAUCCAGGAUACGGCUAUUCGUACCAGCAGAGCCAUGGAUUUGUACCCACACAUUACGCUUUAUACUAGUUUCAUUACUCAUGAAAAGGUGUAGCAUGUUGUAAAGUUUAAUAAGAUACAUAAGAGUCGAUACACUUUUUGUUUACAUUUAUUUGCAUGAGAUAUUCAAAAUCUGUCGAGAAUUGCGAGCCCGUGUGUGUGUGCAAAUGAACUUGUUCACACGCCAAGCACACAUACGCGCAUACACAUAGAGUGAACCAUGAAGACACUAGUCAGUGUAUUCUCCGAGUUAUAAUUCAUGUAUAAAGAUGAUAAAUAAAUAGCUAUAUAAAUAUCAAA
This is a messenger RNA of Penaeus chinensis, 919 nucleotides long. RefSeq names its product shematrin-like protein 1. NCBI's taxonomy places the organism in Eukaryota, Metazoa, Arthropoda, Malacostraca, Decapoda, Penaeidae. The transcript has 2 exons. The record is from RefSeq and is a predicted model, not a curated record. The coding region runs from base 2 to 649 and encodes 215 amino acids.